Molecule: messenger RNA, 3287 nt
Organism: Rhincodon typus (whale shark)
Lineage: Eukaryota; Metazoa; Chordata; Chondrichthyes; Orectolobiformes; Rhincodontidae
Gene: auts2a
Product: activator of transcription and developmental regulator AUTS2 a
Exons: 6
Coding region: 1-1887 (628 amino acids)
Source: RefSeq, a predicted model, not a curated record
AUGUGGUUUCCUGUAAUGGACACUGAAUAUAUUAUCUUUAACUGUUGUGUUCUGCAGAAGCCUGGCAAGUGGUGUGCCAUGCAUGUCCACAUAGCAUGGCAGAUAUACCAUCACCAGCAGAAGGUCAAGCAGCAGAUGCAGUCUGAUCCACACAAACUUGACUUUGGCCUGAAACCGGAGUUCCUAAGCCGGCCGCCAGGCCCCAGCAUGUUUGGAGCUAUCCAUCAUCCCCAUGAGCUGGCUCGCCCAGCAACUCUCUUCUCCACAGCUGGUACCACACAUCCCAGUGGAAACCCUUUCGGACCUCCGCCUCAUCACAACAGCUUCUUGAGUCCAGCUUCUCACUUAGAGCCCUUUAAUAGACCAAGUGGUUUGAGUGGUCUGAGAUCCUUAAGUAACAGCGCCUUUGGUGGACUGGGGAACCCUUCAAUCACAUCCAACACAAUGUUCAGCCACAAAGAUGGCCCCAGUAUGCAGAGCUUUAGCAACCCUCACGAACCUUGGAAUCGACUCCACAGAACGCCACCUUCGUUUCCAACCCCACCCCCUUGGCUGAAGCCAGGGGAGCCAGAGCGCAGUUCCUCUGUAGCAGCUCAUGACAGAGAUAGAGAUGUAGAAAAACGAGACUCUUCUGUUAGUAAAGAUGAAAAAGAAAGGGAUAGUAUUGAGAAGCGACACUCUACUCAUGCAUCAUCACCUUCUGUAAAUCAAGUAAAUUCUUUGGGACACAAUCGCAGUUCCAAUGAGCACAACAGAAAUCAUGUAAAUAGCGAACUGCGAGAUAAAGAAAAGCCACGGGAACGGGAUCUCACAGAUAUUUGGAAGGACUCAUCUGUUGAUGAGCACAAAGUUAAGGAAAAUCACGCUCUUGAGAAGGAAAGCCUGGGAUUAGAAAGCAGGAUUGUGGAAGAUUCCAGCAAGCAUAUGAAUCGAGUUAAUUCACCCUACAUCAGGCUACCGAGCACAGACAACACGAGAUCCAGCAGCAUUGCCAACCGAGAGGUAGAUAGGAAAAGUGAGUCUUCAUAUGACCACCAGAAAAAGGCCAACGAGGUUAAAGUGAAGGAGGAACGGAAAGAAGACAAUGAUAUUAUUUCUGACGUGAUUCAGACACAAAGGUCCUCUGAGCAUUCUCAACCCACCUCAUUGCCCAAUAUCCAUCCUAGCCCCUCGAUGACCUCCAUGCCUAUGGCUAUGGCCAUGAGUGGGGUGCAUCCCAUGAAUAGCAUUAAUACAUUGGACAGGACACGAAUGGUAGCUCCUUUUAUGGGGAUCAGUCCAAUACCAGGAAGUGAGCGCUUUCCCUAUCCCCCUUUCCACUGGGAUCCAAUGAGAGAUCCUUUGAGAGAUCCCUAUAGGGGGUUGGACAUUCAUCGGAGAGAUCCACUAGCCAGAGAUUUCUUGUUAAGAAGUGAUCCCUUGCAACGACUGUCAGCACCGAGGUUUUAUGAGACAGAACGUUCGUACAGGGACAGGGAGCCCCAUGACUACAGUCGCGAUCAUCCAUUAGCAAUGGACCCUAGGCGUGAACACGAGAGAAUGAGCCACUUGGAAGAACGCGAAAGAUUGAACAUGCUUAGAGAUGACUAUGAGCAUGCCCGCCUGCAUCCCAUUCACGCAGCAACCCUGGAUGGUCACAUGCCUCAUCCAAGCCUCUUGACACCUGGUCUUCCCAGCAUGCACUAUCCCAGAGUGAGCCCCUCAGCAGCACAUCAAAAUGGCAUCCUUAAUAAGACUCCUCCCACAGCAGCGCUGAGUGCCCCUCCCCCCCUCAUACCGACAGGCGGAGCACGUGCUGGUUCUCCAAGAAGGACUACUCCCUUGACUAACACAGAGACACGGGACAGGCCACCUUCUCACACACACAAAGACAUUGAAGCACGAUAAUGCAAACGUGAAAAUAUCAACCGACCUAACUUAUUAAAGACACCCUGUCAGUAAAGGCAACUUUUGUAGCGUGAGAACCCACCAAAUGAAGCAUUGGACUUCAGUGGACCGUAUUCAGUGGGUGUGGCCUUUGUCACCAUAAAAAUGUAAAAAAUACUUUGCAGGAAAUACAGUUUUUGUACAUUUUAAGUUUAAAUUUUGCAAAAUGUUUAAUGUCAAUUUGUUCCUUCUUUCCUGUUAAUUUUAUUUGUAGUAUAUAUAUUAAAAAAAAUGUGUUGUGAAGAAAGAGCAAGCUAAAAAGAGUAAUUGCUAUAUUUAUCAAGAAUUUGGGUAUGUGGUAAAUGAGGCAACCUGAGGAGAGCUGAAUUGUCUUUGAAGUAUUAUGGUUAAGACUUGGAGUGAAGGUAUCAGGCUGUAUAGACAAUUGUGUAUAAAGGUAGUUCCUUGGUUGGAUGGGACUUGAUACAUAUAUGCAAAAAGGAAGAGACAAAAAAGCUUUACCAUGUACAAAUGUAAAUAAAUUUAAGGGCAGCUGUAUAACAGCUGAUUCAGAAGUGUUGGACAAAGCGUGCUAUUGGGAGAUUAAUUAUCUGUUAACACAGUCUGCUUGUGCUGUGUUAGAUAACUUUUUUUUUGUGGCUGUACAGAUAUUCCCAACUAUGCAAGCAGGUGAAUGCCCUGGCUUUUCAUCCAAAAGUCUGCAUUCCUCAACGGAGCCUUUUCAACACACCAUUCACUUAACUGCAAGUCUAGCACAUUACAUUGUGUCUGAGGAUUGUAAACUAUGUUGAUGAAGUAAAAUUAGUUCUGUUGGUCUAAUAGUGUAUUAAAGUGCUAUCUGAAGUUGUUUAUUCUGUUUUGAAAAAAUUCUAUCUAUGACAGUUGUUUCUUAUGAGCAGAGAUCUAUUUUAGUAGUCACCUGAAGGUUUAGUUGUGCGCUUCAAAUUUGUGAACUCCUGAUGUUGUGCAGUGUUUUUGAGGAACAAAAAAUAAUGUACACUGGAUCAGUAGUGCUAGAACUCAAUAUUGCCUAUAGAUUUUCAUUUGCAGAUAUGCUGUUUACCAUGUACGUAAUGAAGUCCUUUACAGAUCCUAUUGUAAAGUGAAGCGACUCUGAAUCUUUGGCAUGUGCUUCAUAAACAAAACUUGUGUUAUGUAAAUUGUGCCAUGUUAUUAAAAAAUCAAACUGAAGUGUUCUCAGUCUAACUGUGCCGUAAGCUUGUGUAAUAUUCUUUGCUCUCUUUAUUGGCAUUUCAGAGACUGAGUGACUUAAAAAGAACACGAACAAACGAUGAAAUGGAAGGUGGCUUAUUUUAUCAUCAAUUUUAAUACCUGGACUGAGAAUAAGCUGUCUGUGCGAACAACAAGACAUUUGACCAGUUAAAGCUAUUUGGAGAACA